AUGUCUGACCUCUUUCUGUCGUGGUCUUCAGAUGACGUGGCCUACGAGGUGCGCUGGUUUUUCACACGGCUGCGCGGCGGAGAGGGCGCUGUUCCCGUGGCUGCCAUCGACUGUUCUGGAAUCGUGAGGCGGGAAACGCGGAACUCCACCAGCGAGAUGUCGAUCGAGAGGACGGACACCCACUCCUACGAGUUGAGCAUCCACGGCACCCAGGACAGCGACAGUGGAGAGUAUCACUGUGUGGCCACUCCCUGCUACGUCUCUCCCUCCACUAAAGCCUGGACCAAAGCCGAGGAGCUCACGUCCUCCAGGAUCUUCCUCACGGUCAAGUUCGCCGUCUGGGAUUCACUCAAGAUGCCUCUUCUCUACGGAGCAGUCGCAGCUUUAGGGGUGGGGCUCUUCUCCCUCAUCUUUGGCCUGAUCUGUGCUCACUGCUGCUGCCGCAACACGUCGCACACCCCUCUCUCCCGCAACAAGCUGCUACACCUGGAGAUGGACUGA
Knipowitschia caucasica is the source of this 501-nucleotide messenger RNA. The record is from the annotation of a GenBank genome assembly. Lineage: Eukaryota; Metazoa; Chordata; Actinopteri; Gobiiformes; Gobiidae.